GACGCCGUAGAAAAUGUAUAUUCCUACACGUUAUUUUUCUCAGAGGCGUCGGAGAAAAAAAGGAUCAUAUUUAUUUGCAAUUAAGUCACCUGCCGGCCCAGCUGAUACGCGAGAAGCUGCCCGGAAUUUCGCACCUCUCUUGGGUGUUCGCCGGAGUGAAUGUGUUGGAGCAACCGAUUCCCGUGAUUCCCACGGUGCAUUAUAACAUGGGCGGGGUACCUACAAAUUGGCGUGCGCAAGUAUUAACACGAGAAAACGAGGAGGACAGACCGAUCGAAGGUCUCUGGGCAGCCGGCGAAAGCGCGUGUGCCUCCGUUCACGGUGCUAAUCGCUUGGGCGCUAACAGCCUCCUGGAAAUUGUGGUUUUUGGCAAAGCCAUCGCCGACCAGAUCGACUGUAUCGCCAGGCCCGGUGAACGUCACGAGGAUCUGCCGUCAGUAAGAAAAAAAAAAUUGGGAUGCCUCAGAAAUAUUCCUCAUCUAUAUCUGAAGAGGCAAUUUUUUAUCGUCGCGAAUUUGACAGAAAGCUACAUCGCAGCUUCCCAGGGCCGCAGAUUAUCAUCUCCCAAAUUCGAUAUUUUAUUUUAA
This is a messenger RNA of Pogonomyrmex barbatus (red harvester ant), 587 nucleotides long. Its product is annotated as succinate dehydrogenase [ubiquinone] flavoprotein subunit, mitochondrial. Gene Ontology annotation, molecular function: flavin adenine dinucleotide binding; electron transfer activity; succinate dehydrogenase (quinone) activity. Lineage: Eukaryota; Metazoa; Arthropoda; Insecta; Hymenoptera; Formicidae. Gene Ontology annotation, biological process: mitochondrial electron transport, succinate to ubiquinone; tricarboxylic acid cycle. Gene Ontology annotation, cellular component: respiratory chain complex II (succinate dehydrogenase). The record is from RefSeq and is a predicted model, not a curated record.